Messenger RNA from Alligator sinensis (Chinese alligator), 4219 nucleotides. It is a transcript of the gene LTBP1, whose product is annotated as latent transforming growth factor beta binding protein 1. The transcript is spliced from 26 exons. Bases 191 to 3907 code for a protein of 1238 amino acids. NCBI's taxonomy places the organism in Eukaryota, Metazoa, Chordata, Crocodylia, Alligatoridae. The record is from RefSeq and is a predicted model, not a curated record. Gene Ontology annotation, molecular function: calcium ion binding.
UUACUAAUCCCACUCCAGUGACUUGACUUUAAAUGUGGUUUUGGAGUGUAUCCCGGAGUUCUGUUUGCUAGGCUUCCUACUCCUGUUUCAGAGACACCACUGGAGAUCGAUGAGAGAGAGCGCUGCAGGCUGCCCUCCUUCUGUAGACCUGUUGUUUUUUUUUCUUCUUUUUAACAUCUGAAGGAAAUCAAUGGAUACCAACAUGAUCUGUUUAUUUUUCUUUUUUUCUUUGCCUACACUUGCAGUGGGGAAUCACACUGGGCGCAUCAAGGUGGUCUUUACACCCAGCAUCUGUAAAGUGACUUGUACCAAGGGCAAUUGUCAGAACAACUGUGAGAAGGGAAAUACCACCACCCUCAUUAGUGAAAAUGGUCACGCUGCUGACACUCUGACAGCCACUAACUUCCGAGUAGUUAUUUGUCACCUUCCGUGCAUGAAUGGAGGCCAGUGCAGCUCUCGAGAUAAAUGCCAGUGCCCUCCUAAUUAUACUGGUAAACUCUGUCAGAUCCCAGUGCAAAGUGCCAAUGGUGCAAAACUUUACCAUCAUCCACAGCAGGCAAAUAAAGCCAUAGGAUCUCAUAUCAUCCAUUCGACGCAUACUUUACCACUGACUAUGUCCGGCCAGCAAGGAGUAAAAGUGAAGUUCCCUCCUAACAUAGUAAAUAUCCAUGUGAAACAUCCCCCUGAAGCCUCAGUACAGAUCCAUCAAGUGUCAAGGAUUGAUAGCACAUCAACAGGACAGAAAGUAAAAGUAUCCCAGCCGGGACAUCCCCAGGUCCCUUAUCAAGGUCUUCCAUACCAGAAGACCCAGAAAGGACAUAUUUCUUACUCGAGUCAGCAACCCAUUCCUCACGUGUUUCCUGCUUCUGCUAAAACUCAGCUUGGGCGCUGCUUCCAGGAGACUAUUGGAACACAGUGUGGCAAAGCACUCCCUGGUCUUUCAAAGCAAGAAGACUGCUGUGGAACUGUGGGUACUUCCUGGGGCUUUAAUAAAUGUCACAAAUGUCCCAAGAAGCCAUCUUAUCCAGGAUACGGUCAAAUGCUGGAAUGCCCUCAAGGUUACAAGAGGAUCAAUGCUACCUUUUGUCAGGACAUUAAUGAAUGCCUGCUGCAAGGGGUAUGCCCUAAUGGGGAGUGCUUGAAUACGAUGGGCAGCUACAGAUGUACUUGCAAAAUGGGAUUUGUUCCAGACCUUACUCUUUCAAGAUGCAUACCUGAUAAUCCUUUGGUCUCUGAAGAGAAAGGGCCCUGUUACCGGUUUGUCAGUGCAGGAAAGCAGUGCAUGCACCCUCUCUCUGUUCAGCUCAGCAAGCAGCUCUGCUGUUGCAGUGUUGGCAAGGCCUGGGGCCCACACUGUGAGAAAUGUCCCCUUCCAGGAACAGCUGCUUUUAAGGAAAUCUGCCCUGGUGGAAUGGGUUAUACGGUUUCUGGCUCUCACAGAAACAAGCUAUAUCAUCACCCUGCAGUUAGAGUACAGCCACCUGUCAUUGGCAAGACCCAGAUUACUCAGCCUGUUGCUAAAGGUACUUCUCCUCCACCUCUCCCAGCAAAGGAAGAGCCAGUGGAGGCACUGAGCUUCUCACAGAAAAGUGAGCCUGAGGUGGCUGUGCAAGAAGUGGCAACUGCAGCCCCUGAGCAGGAAUUAGCUUCACUUGAUGAUCAAGAAAAAACUAUACUAGAGCCUGGUCAGCCUCAGCUUUCUCCUGGAAUUUCAACAAUUAACCUGCAGCCACAGUUUCCAGCAGUUGUGGUUGAGAGAACCUCCCCGCCCCUGCCUGUUGAAGUUGCUCCAGAAGUCUCUACAUCAAGUGCAAGUCAAGUAAUUGCACCUACUCAAGUUACAGAAAUCAAUGAAUGCACAGUGAACCCCGAUAUCUGUGGAGCAGGACACUGUGUUAAUUUGCCUGUGGGAUACACCUGCAUCUGCUACGAGGGCUACAAGCUUAAUGAACAACAAACAAAAUGUUCUGAUAUUAAUGAGUGUACUCAUACACCUCAUUUAUGCUCCCUUGGACGCUGUGAAAAUACAGAAGGAAGUUUCCUAUGUAUUUGCCAAGCAGGGUUCAUGGCUAAUGAAGAAGGAACAGACUGCGUUGAUUUCGAUGAAUGCUUGAGACCUCACACCUGCGGAGAAGGCUUUUGUAUAAAUACUAUCGGCUCGUAUAGAUGUGAAUAUUGUGACAGUGGAUACCGAAUGAAUAGAAGAGGUCAAUGUGAAGAUAUUGAUGAAUGCCUGAAUGAGAGUACUUGUCCAGAUGCACAGUGCAUUAAUGCUCCUGGCUCGUAUCAGUGCGUUCCUUGCACGGAUGGAUUCAGAGGCUGGAAUGGACAAUGCCAUGAUAUAGAUGAAUGCCAGUAUGGCAGUUACUGUACAAAUGGACAUUGUGAAAACACUGAGGGAUCUUUCAGAUGUACUUGUAACUAUGGUUAUAAACUGUCUGCAGCAGAGGUUCAGUGUGAAGAUAUAAAUGAAUGUCAGCAAACAGCUCUGUGCACAAAUGGGCAUUGCAGAAACACAGAUGGGUCUUUCAGGUGUAUUUGCAAACAAGGUUACACACUAUCAUCUACGGGAGACCAGUGUGAAGAUGUUAAUGAAUGCUUCCAAGACAGUGAUAUUUGCCUUGGAGGAAACUGCAUGAAUACUGAUGGAUCUUAUGAGUGCAUUUGUCCAGAUGGCUUUCGGCAGAUGGCCAGCAGGGGUUGUCAAGAUAUCAAUGAAUGUGAAGAAUCUCAACUGUGUUUGCCUCAUGGGGAAUGCAUAAAUACAGACGGUUCUUUCCACUGCACUUGUGAGCAGGGCUUUUCAGUAUCUACAGAUGGCCGAACAUGUGAAGAUGUUGAUGAAUGUGUUAACAGCACUCUAUGUGGCAAUCAUGGGUUCUGUGAAAAUACAGAUGGCUCCUACCGCUGCCUCUGUUACCAAGGGUAUCAGGACCCCCAGGAUGGGCAAGGGUGUGUCGAUGUGAAUGAAUGUGAAAUGCUGAGUGGCGUAUGUGGUGAAGCCCUUUGUGACAACGUAGAAGGUUCCUUCUUGUGUUUGUGUUCUGAUGACAAUCAGGAGUAUGACCCAAUGACUGGACAGUGUCGCUUCCGUACCUCACCAGAAUUACCGGUAGAUGCUGAUCAAUCUGAAAAUGAAAAGAAGGAAUGCUACUACAAUCUAAAUGAUGCUAAUUUCUGCGAUAAUGUGCUGACAGCUAACGUUACCAAACAAGAAUGCUGCUGUACUUUGGGUGCUGGUUGGGGUGAUAACUGUGAAAUCUUCCCCUGCCCUGUCUUUGGAACUGCUGAAUUUACUGAUUUGUGUCCUGAAGGAAGAGGUUUCAUCCCCUCCAGUGAUUCAUCUUAUGGAGUCAUUGCACAGAAUUACAAAGAUGCAGAUGAAUGCCAACUGUUUGGACAAGAGAUCUGUAAAAAUGGUUUCUGUUUGAAUACACAGCCAGGUUACGAGUGUUACUGCAAACAAGGCACAUACUACGACCCUGUUAAACUCCAGUGCUUUGAUACUGAUGAAUGUCAAGACCCAGAUAGCUGUAUUGAUGGCCAGUGUGUUAACACUGAAGGAUCUUACAACUGUUUCUGUACACACCCAAUGGUUCUGGAUGCUUCAGAAAAGCGAUGUAUCAGACCAGCAGAUACAAGUGAACAAACUGAAGAAACUGAAGUCUUCCAGGACCUUUGCUGGCAAUAUCUGAGUGAUGAUUUUGUUUGUAGUCAACCUCUGGUGGGAAAGCAGACUACAUACACUGAGUGCUGCUGCUUAUAUGGUGAGGCCUGGGGCAUGCAGUGUGCCCUGUGUCCCAUGAAGGACUCAGGUAAGGAAUUAUAUAUUUCAGUUACUGGGAUGCCUUUUGGGGCACUUGAUCAGUUUAAUUCCCUUGCAGUGUGUUUUCAGUACCUGAAAUAAUAGCAAAAAAAAAAAAAAAAGAGAGAAAGAAAAAAAGAAAGAAACUGGCUACCCUGUAUUAAAUGGAAAUCAGAUCCAGAUUUACAAAAAGGGUCUUUACUUUUUGAUGCCCCACUUUUGGGGUAUCUGGCAUAAAUACAUAACAUCCUGGAUUUGCAAGGUGCUGAAAACUUAUCACUACCAUUAAACUUCAACUGGAAAUGCCAGUAAUGAGUCAUCUCUGAAAAUCCAAGCUUCGAAUGUUGUGGGGCAAGAGGGGUAUUUUGAUAUGCUGAAAAUUUAGGCCUAAUACUUGAAAUAUUCUGCAGAGCA